This is a messenger RNA of Volvox carteri f. nagariensis, 411 nucleotides long. RefSeq lists its product as uncharacterized. The transcript is spliced from 6 exons. NCBI's taxonomy places the organism in Eukaryota, Viridiplantae, Chlorophyta, Chlorophyceae, Chlamydomonadales, Volvocaceae. The record is from RefSeq and is a predicted model, not a curated record. The coding region runs from base 1 to 411 and encodes 136 amino acids.
AUGUGCUCAGGCACCGUGAGCGCGGUGUCAGGGAUUAAAAACGCCCUGCAUCUGGCACAGAACUGGCUGAGAGCUAUUGAAGGAGAUGCGGAACGUAAAGCCGACCCGACACGGCGAACAGCCUUGGAUGUGCUGGUGGCGGUCUUGGCCCUACUUGCCGCAACCGCCUCGGUGCUGGGAAGCAUAGCUUUCGGCUGGUGGGUGUUGUGGUGCACCAGCCUCCACACCAUUGGGAUGUUUCGCGACUUGAUGGGACUCAACAGAGCUGCCAAGGCGGAUGCCAAGCGGCGAGCACAUGCCGAGAUCCAGGCACUCAAGGUGAGCCAGCUUAGUCAACAGCACGGCUUCGGCAGCAAGGCGCGGCCACCUCUUCCGUGCACACGUUACAUCACGGGGCAUCUAGAGAACUAG